Guyanagaster necrorhizus is the source of this 840-nucleotide messenger RNA. RefSeq lists its product as uncharacterized. NCBI's taxonomy places the organism in Eukaryota, Fungi, Basidiomycota, Agaricomycetes, Agaricales, Physalacriaceae. The coding region runs from base 93 to 542 and encodes 149 amino acids. The record is from RefSeq and is a predicted model, not a curated record. The transcript has 2 exons.
CUCUUUCAUUCUUUUGCCAUCGAUAAUGGGCGAUAUGAGUUUCCCUUUCAUUGCUUUCUUUCUUAGCGCCCGGAAUAGAAUGGCAACUUAAUAUGGCGUUUUCUGCAAAGAACGUAGAUCAUCUGCUCGUUGGUUUCAUGCAAUCAUCCUUGGGGCCAUGGUUGACAGGAAUUCGUGCUAUACAUGCAGCCACGAUUGCAGGGUUAUUGGCUUGGAUGCUGUCCCCCAUGCUGGAAAGCGCACUAUUUUCAAUUCAUCCAUUGUCGACAGUCAGCUUAUCACUCCCCGUCACGGUCCACUCCUUGACGUUUCCGCGAUACUCAUGUCCAUUUUUCAUGUUCACCGCUCGUACAUUUGCACCAGAUCUCUCGAGUCGUGCGCUGAAUAAAUAUCGUGGAACAGCUUUCUAUGCGGUUGUCUUUAGAAUUCUCGGACGGAUCUACAGCCUGACGACUUUGUUCAAUCUAAUCUUACGAGUCAGCGUGAUGGGCAAUGAUUAUUCAGAGCAUGCGGUUCCAAGCCUGACAAAUCAAACGCUGUAGACUUCAUGAUAUGGAUACGAAUUUGACUGUGCUGCGGUCACUCAGCUCUGAGGGUGAAACUGUUCGAUAUCCAACACAUCAGAUACCUAGCGACGGACGAUCCCUGUUCUAUUCGCACUGUCUAAUCCCAUAACGGGACGACAAGCCACUCAUUAUGACCGCCGCUCGACAUCCAUUCACUCGCAUUCGGAUCCGGACUUUAUUUAAUCACGACAUAAAGCAUCAGUUCUGCCAUUCACUUGGAGAACACGGAAAUAUAUCCCGUACUACAGGAUAAUUUUCGCUGAUGUGGAUGAAG